GCCGCGGCCAGCUGGCGCCAGCGCUCAUAUAGGAUGCGCGGGGAUGGGACCGAGCCGGCCAGAGCAGCGGCUUUGCCAUCUGAGUAACACCCUCCAGCCAGCCUCCUCUCCUCCUCCCGCGCUCGCCCUGCUCCCCCCCCCUCCCCAACUCUGCUCUCCGGCUCCCUCUCUUCUUCUCUCCCCCCCCUUUUUUUUUUUUUUUUUUUCCCUCCCCUCCCCUCUCCGCCGCACUCGCACCCCUCCAGGCAGGCAGGCAGGCAGCCGUCGGCACCCACCCCGCGGGGGCACCCUGCCUCCCGCACCGGGUGCUGUCCCCGGACCUGCCUCCGCGACCUGUCUGCUGCCAGAGGGACACGCCGUCUCUGGGGGUCUCCCCCCAUCCCUCCGAGGGUGCGCUCCAGCCCCCCGACGGCGUUCUUUCCAGAAAAGCCAUCCCCACCUCCUAAGAGCCACCGGUAGCUCCAAAAGCCACCCGCGGGCAGCAGCCCCCUGCCCCGAGCGCCGCUCGCUCCCGGUCUUGGGGGUGGCUGGGAGGGGAGGCCCGAGGCCAUGGAGGUGGCCACGGACCAGCCUCGCUGGAUGACCCACCACGCCGUGCUCAACGGGCAGCACCCCGAGAGCCAUCACCCCGGACUGGCUCACAACUACAUGGAACCAGCGCAGCUCCUACCUCCGGACGAAGUCGACGUCUUCUUCAACCACCUGGACUCCCAGGGCAACCCCUACUACGCCAAUUCCGCCCAUGCCCGGGCCAGGGUCUCCUACAGCCAGGCACACGCCCGCCUGACCGGGAGUCAAAUGUGCCGGCCUCAUCUUAUCCACAGCCCUGGGAUCCCCUGGCUGGACAGCAGCAAGGCGGCACUGUCUGCCCACCACCACAACCCCUGGACCGUCAACCCCUUCACCAAGACGCCCCUGCACCCCUCGGCAGCCGGAGCGCCCGGGGCCAUCUCGGUGUACCCCGGCAGCAGCACAUCAAGCACCGCCUCCGUGUCUUCGCUCACCCCGGCCUCGCACUCCGGCUCCCACCUCUUCGGCUUCCCCCCAACCCCUCCCAAGGAAGUGUCCCCGGACCCCAACUCCACCAGCGCUGCCUCCCCUUCAUCCUCCGCUGGGGCCCGGCAGGAGGACAAAGACAGCAUCAAGUACCAAGUGUCGCUGUCGGAAGGGAUGAAAAUGGAGAGCGCCAGCCCGCUCAGAAGCAGCCUCACCAGCAUGGGGGCCCAGCCCUCCACCCACCACCCCAUCCCCACCUACCCCUCCUACGUGCCAGCUGCCCAUGACUACAGCAGCAGCCUCUUCCACCCGGGCAGCUUCCUGGGGGGCCCCGCAUCCAGCUUCACCCCCAAGCCGCGAAGCAAGGCCAGAUCCUGCUCGGAAAGAAAUCCGGUUUCUUCGUGUUUCCAUUUAGAAGGCAGAGAGUGUGUGAACUGUGGAGCAACUGCUACCCCUCUCUGGAGAAGAGACGGCACCGGGCAUUACCUGUGUAACGCCUGCGGGCUCUACCACAAAAUGAACGGUCAAAACCGACCUCUCAUUAAACCUAAACGGAGGCUGUCAGCGGCUAGGAGAGCAGGGACUUGUUGUGCCAACUGUCAGACCACCACCACGACCUUAUGGCGACGUAAUGCAAACGGGGACCCAGUUUGUAAUGCCUGCGGACUCUACUAUAAAUUGCACAAUGUGAACAGGCCUCUGACCAUGAAAAAGGAAGGAAUUCAGACCAGGAAUAGGAAAAUGUCCAACAAAUCAAAGAAAAGCAAGAAAGGCUCUGAGUGUUUUGAGGAACUGUCCAAGUGCAUGCAAGAGAAGUCGUCUCCUUUCAGCGCUGCUGCCCUUGCUAGCCACAUGGCUCCCAUGGGGCAUUUGCCACCUUUCAGCCACUCUGGACACAUCCUACCAACACCCACCCCCAUCCACCCAUCUUCCAGCAUCUCAUUUGGACAUCCACACCCAUCCAGCAUGGUUACAGCCAUGGGAUAAAAUCUGAUGACCAAGAGACCCACCCAGAAAUUAAGAACAUGGGGCUUUGCCUAAGAUGACACCAAGUAGGAAAAUGUUCUGCCAAGAAGAGAAUGUAGGGAUGGCAAAAGGGGAUCUUUGCUCCCAUGUGGUUUAACUCUUAACGCUGGACUUAAAACCUUGCAAAUGAUGGGUCUUCUGCAGAAACGCAUAGUGGUGCCUGUAAUGCACUUUGCCCCCUCAGGUAUAAGGAAAAAGAAGAACUCACCUGUUUGAUACUCAGUGGUCCAGCAGAAAGCAAAAGAUGGCAGAAGCAGAAGGAAGAGGCUGGAACUGGCUUUCCUUUUUCUCUUUGUUAUUACUGUGAAUAUUGUAAAGAGAUAUAAGCAGCCUCCCAGGAUGGAAUCGGCUCACUGGAAGCCACACAUGCUGGAUUUCUAUCGUGGACUUUGGGGAGGGGAAAAAAAAAAAAAGACAUCUUUAUAAAAACUUAAUUUUUAAAAUGAAAUCAGACAAAAAGUCAUAUUUAUUUUGUUCUUGUUUUCCACAAAAAGCCUCAACCCCUCCGAGUGCAUGUUUUUGUGCUGUUGUUUGCAAUGGCUACCCUGUAAGAAAAGCUGCCUUCAUAACUAAGGAGGGGGAGGGACAAUAUUCAGCAGCCCCCCUGGAUUAGCUCCAUCUAUCUUACGUAUCAAAAUAUCUGCUAGGAAGGGCGAAAAGAAAGGGUAAGCAAAGUUGCAGCCGUAGUACAGGAUUUCAGUGUGCCCAAGACAGUGAUUAUUUUUGACACUAUUUCUUAAUUCUUUUCCCUAAUGUGAAAAAUUAAUUUAAAAAAAAAAAAAAAACGGCCCGCCUCCCGGCUACCCUAUUGUUCCUCAAAACAGAUAGCUACGUCAGACAAAAUGUUGGGAAGAUACUUUUGGGAAGGCAGUCCUGCACUAGCAAGGGGUAAAAUACAGGCAUUUACGAAACUGUCGCAGCUAGCUUGCAGCACAGCAAAAAGCAUCACCGGGCAUAAAAACAUCCAACUCCCAGACUUCAGAGGUUGAAGCAUUUUGUUCUGUUGUGUUGGCAGCUGUUGCUUAAAAAUGCAGAUUAGCUGCUUGGGUAAACUUACGGCAGUGUGGCCACCAUGUCCACACGCAGCCAGUCAGCGCGUGUGCUGUCUCAGGCAUCCAGGCCCUGGUGGACUUCACAGGGAGGAAGGGCAGAAAUGAGGUUGAGAUCACUGGAGAGGGGAAAGAGAGAGACAAUCAGUUUGAGCUUCACACAUCCGUCAAAUCCCAGAUGCAGCGACAGCUGAUGAGACGAGGGAAAGCACCGUUCUAAGGGGAACGUCGUGUUUUCCGUAGUGCAUUUUAU
This is a messenger RNA of Cygnus atratus (black swan), 3324 nucleotides long. It is a transcript of the gene GATA2, whose product is annotated as GATA binding protein 2. Bases 550 to 1983 code for a protein of 477 amino acids. The transcript is spliced from 6 exons. Lineage: Eukaryota; Metazoa; Chordata; Aves; Anseriformes; Anatidae. Gene Ontology annotation, molecular function: RNA polymerase II cis-regulatory region sequence-specific DNA binding; zinc ion binding; DNA-binding transcription factor activity, RNA polymerase II-specific. The record is from RefSeq and is a predicted model, not a curated record. Gene Ontology annotation, biological process: negative regulation of transcription by RNA polymerase II; positive regulation of miRNA transcription; positive regulation of transcription by RNA polymerase II. Gene Ontology annotation, cellular component: nucleus.